UCUGGGCGUCAUAUGGAGUGGCAGGACCGGUAUUCCUGCCGCCGCAUGUUAGAAUAUCAGGCCGGCUACUCAGCUCUAUUGUGCAGAAGAACCUGUUCCUCGGUCCAGCGUUGUUCUGCUUUCACUGGCUGUAUUCUCUUCCCAGCGCCAACAUCUUCAGUGUGGGCACUCGGCUGUGACAGCUUGCCGGGUGCCCACUGCGCAUGUGCAAGAAGUGAUGCGCUUUGUGAAUGGCCACGUGUAGUCUACUGGGACCUGCCACUUGUCCCACAAGGCUACGGGGAGGAUAACUCCGCAGAAGUGGGAGGGGGUACCUGCCAAAUUUGGGUUCCCGCCCCCCCUGCUUCCCAAAGGUCCUCUGUCUCUGGUCAUCUCCUGUACUGAGUCCACAGUCUCUGGUCAUAUCCUGUACUAUGUCCGCAGUCUCUGGUCAUCUCCUGUACUAUGUCCGCAGUCUCUGGUCAUCUCUUUUACUAUGUCCGCAGUCUCUGGUCAUCUCCUGUACUGUGUCCGCAGUCUCUGGUCAUCUCCUGUACUGUGUCCGCAGUCUCUGAUCAUCUCCUGUACUGUGUCCGCAGUCUCUGGUCAUCUCCUGUACUGUGUCCGCAGUCUCUGGUCAUCUCCUGUACUGUGUCCACAGUCUCUGGUCAUCUCCUGUACUGUGUCCGCAGUCUCUGGUCAUCUCCUGUACUGUGUCCGCAGUCUUUGGUC
This is a messenger RNA of Staurois parvus, 711 nucleotides long. The record is from the annotation of a GenBank genome assembly. Lineage: Eukaryota; Metazoa; Chordata; Amphibia; Anura; Ranidae.